Arachis stenosperma is the source of this 1872-nucleotide messenger RNA. RefSeq names its product probable serine/threonine-protein kinase PBL25. The record is from RefSeq and is a predicted model, not a curated record. Lineage: Eukaryota; Viridiplantae; Streptophyta; Magnoliopsida; Fabales; Fabaceae. The coding region runs from base 1 to 1872 and encodes 623 amino acids. Gene Ontology annotation, molecular function: protein kinase activity; ATP binding. Gene Ontology annotation, biological process: protein phosphorylation. The transcript has 5 exons.
AUGAAUUGCUUUCCGUGCUUCACUUCUCAAAAAAGCAAGAAAAGCAGUAGCAGCAAGGAUUUUUCUCCUCCUCCACAGGAACAGGAACAAGUUGUAGCAAGACCACCAGAUAUAAAGAAACCAAAGGCAGAAGACAUAAACCAAGUAGACACAUCGAAUAUUAAAGCACACAAUUUCACAUUCCGUGAGCUAGCAACCGCAACAAAGAAUUUCCGGCAAGAAAUGUUGAUGGGUGAAGGUGGCUUUGGCAGAGUCUACAAGGGCACAAUCCCUGCAACCGGCCAGGUGGUAGCAGUGAAGCAACUGGACCGAAAUGGAAUGCAAGGAGGAAGCAAGGAAUUUCUGGUUGAGGUUUUGACUCUAAGCCUCAUGAGCCAUGAGAAUCUCGUCAAACUCACUGGUUAUUGUGCCGAUGGUGAUCAACGUCUUUUGGUGUAUGAAUUCAUGCCUGCUGGCUCUCUAGAAAAGCGCCUUCUCGAGCGGGGACCGGAGCAACCUCCAUUAGAUUGGUACGUGAGAAUGAAGAUAGCAUCUGAUGCGGCAAAAGGACUAUGGUACUUGCACGACAUGGCAAAUCCCCCUGUCAUAUUCAGGGACUUGAAAUCCUCCAACAUCUUGCUGGACAAUGAUAACAAUGCAAAGCUAUCCGAUUACGGACUUGCAAAACUUGCUGGUAAAGAUAAGAUGAACAUUGUUCCUACCAGAGUUAUGGGCACCUAUGGUUAUAGUGCCCCUGAAUACGUAAGAACAGGUCAACUCACCUUGAAGUCAGAUGUCUAUAGUUUCGGUGUUGUCUUGCUAGAGCUCAUAACUGGACGCCGCGCAGUUGACACCACUAGACCCAACGACGAGCAAAAUUUAGUUUCAUGGGCACAACCCAUAUUUAGAGACCCGAAAAAGUAUCCAGAAAUGGCAGAUCCACUUCUGAAAGGCAAGUUUCCAGAGAAGGAUCUGAAUCAAGUUGUUGCAAUAGCAGCCAUGUGCCUACAGGAGGAAUCAGCAGCGCGUCCUCUCAUGAGUGAUGUGGUGACUGCCCUCAGUUUUCUCUCAACAACUCCGCCUCCGGAGGCCAAUCCUCAGCCUGAGCCUGAGCCUGAGCCUGAGCCUGAGACCGAGCCGGAGCCUGAGCCUGAGCCCGAGCCUGAGCCUGAGCCUGUCCCUGCCCCUGCCCCUCUUUCUGCUGCGCGGUCGGCCAAGAGUGAAGCAUCCGCAAGUGUGAGUGGCAGCGGUAGUGACAGCGGAAGUGAUAGUGGAAGCUACAGCCAGAGCCAGAGCCAGAGCGAUUAUGAUGGAUCUGAUGGUGAAUCAGACUACUAUGAAGAGGAUGAAGAUAAACGAAGCUACAGCCCACAAGAUAGUAUACAAUCCAGGGAAUUCUACUCCAAGUCAAGCCGCAAAAGCAGCACCAGAUCAUCGUCCAGGGCUCACAGCGAUGUAACUUCGAAUUCCGAAGAUGAAAGGAGAGGACCAUCCCCACGCAAAGCCAGUAGGAAACAUUUAAGCCAGAAGAUUAGCAAGAAGUCUUCCAGCAAGGAAAAAGAAUUAGGCCAGAAUAGCAGUAAGAAAGCUGCUUCUCGGAAGAACAGAGAAUUAAAGCAGAAGAGUAGCAGAAACAAAGAUAGAGAAUUGAGCCAAAAGAGCAGUAAGAAAAAACCAUCAUCUUCUUCAAAGAGGAGAACCGGGGUGGGACCAGAGGAGUCAAAGUCAAGGGAUGAAGGUGAAGCCAUGCUUAGUGAGAGAUCAUCACGAGAGGAUAUAUCUUACGGUCACGACAACCAAGAGAGUAGUGAGAGCAUCCCAUUCGAGUAUGAACGCAGCAAGGAACCAUCAGCUAUCCCGCCAUUGCCACCAACAGCAAGCACUCUCACAUAA